This is a messenger RNA of Polyodon spathula (Mississippi paddlefish), 1212 nucleotides long. Its product is annotated as kinesin-like protein KIN-14R. NCBI's taxonomy places the organism in Eukaryota, Metazoa, Chordata, Actinopteri, Acipenseriformes, Polyodontidae. Gene Ontology annotation, molecular function: microtubule motor activity; ATP binding; microtubule binding. The transcript has a single exon. Bases 344 to 979 code for a protein of 211 amino acids. The record is from RefSeq and is a predicted model, not a curated record. Gene Ontology annotation, biological process: microtubule-based movement.
ACACACAGAUAAAUUACUCCAUCUUAGAAUGGUGCAUGGAAGAACUACAAAGUUCAGGUUCCUUUCUUUAGUUAAAUAUUCAUGGAUUGUACUAAACAUGUUAUAUCUUACCUUCUAUUGGUCUUUUAGUGUUCUACGUUACAAAGUAAUUUUAAAACCAGGUAAUGUUACUGCAUUGUAUUUCUAGGUUAGAAGAGACAUUGAAUUAUGAUUACUGAAUGUUGUAUAAUAUAACAAUAUGAGUUGUGUUACAUGAAGUGAUUUAUGACUCCACCCUUUUUAUUUUUAAAGGGAUUAUCUAGAAAAGGAACAGACUAUUGAAUACCUGAAACAGCAAUUGAAAAUGAAAUGCAAUGAAGUAGAAAACUUACUCUUGAGAAAUAAAUGCCUUCAGAAAGUGAACGACCACAUGUCAGAAAUGAUCCACCCUUUAACCCAAAGACUUGCUGAGCUGGAGAUUGACCAGGAGGAAGCCCAUGCCAAAAUAAAAGCUAUGUAUAACCUGAGACACAAGACAUCACAUGGGAAGGUGAUCAUAAAAAAAGCUGGGUCAUUUAUUGAGCCUGAAAUACUGCUAGAGGCCAACAAAAUAACCAAGGCCUUAAACAUUUCCAACAAAGAGCUGAGCUCCACUUUGAAAAUUAGGUUUUCUGAAAUGGAGCUCCUGAUGAAGCAGCUGUUGAACCCAGUGUUCAAUCUGAUGGACGCUGCAUUAAGUUCAACCCAAGAGCUUGAGGAAAUGCGCUCUCUGUACAAGAAGGAGGCUUUGGCAAGGAAGAUGCUUCACAACAGGCUGCAGGAGAUGUGUGGGAAUGUCCGUGUUUUCUGUCGCUGCAAGGGGUACUCGCCCACCACCAGUUGCCUUAUCCUUCCAUCAGAUGAAGAGCUUGUACUAAUGUAUAAAGGCAGCAAGAAGAAGUUUGCUUUUGAUAAAGUGUAUUCUCCAAGAACUACUCAGGUAAUGUGUAACAACUUAUAGCCAUAUCAAGUCAUAGUUUUGUACAUAUUGCUCACCUGUCAGAAAGGACUAGCGCCAUACUGACUCUAUACUGCCUUGUAAAAAGUUACAGAUUACAAUACCUUCUACUGAGUUAGGGCAGCUACAGUAUUAUUGAUAUUGUAGUUAAAGAAAAUGUCAACUUUCAUGGAAAAACAAUGACAUUUUACAAGACAUAAAUAUGUUCAGUUUAACUCGUACAUACAUUAUUCUAA